Messenger RNA from Rotaria sp. Silwood2, 2045 nucleotides. The record is from the annotation of a GenBank genome assembly. Lineage: Eukaryota; Metazoa; Rotifera; Eurotatoria; Philodinida; Philodinidae.
UAGUAGAGUACAAUACUUAUUCAUGAAUGACAAGUGUUUUGACAUUGCUUCAACCCGUAACUGAAUACCUCAACACAACAGUUUACUCUUUGUUACAAGGAACAGUGGUAUAUUUUGAAUAUUUAUAAUAGCUAUAAUUCAAAUUCCUUCUUUUCAUAGAUUUUCUCGAUUUUUUAAAUAAUUUAUUUAUAAUAUUGGGAGUUUUGAUAGUCUAGCUGACAUCUCCGAGACUUUGUAGGAUCCUACCAAAAAAGCUUGUACGCUGGAAAAUCUCAAAGAAAUAUCUGGAAGAUUGCAGUCAACUUUCGAUACAUUGUUACCAUGAAUAGUUAACUAUUGAAAUACAGGUCUUCAAAAUCCUUCGGCAUAUCCAAUUUUCAUUAAAAAAAUGAUUCUACUUUUAUGAACAAGUGACGAUGCUAAAGUCAAAAUACUAAAUAAGGUUAAAUUGUUUUCUCAUUGAAAAAUAUUCUUAUGAAAAUUCCGAUUAUUUUUGAUUAUCUAAAAAACUCUGGCUGAUGAAUUUUAAUUCGAUUACAUUGGUUUUUGUCUCGUAAUUUGUUUUUAAUCGUCAAAUUGAUUGAAAUCUCAUUCCACAAAAAUCAGUUUCAUGGAUGAGAAAUUGAUUAUGGAAGGUUAUAUCGUCUGCGGAGUGUGGGAUAAGUCAGCGAAUGAAGAAAAGUAGGCUAUGGACAACUACUUCUUCACUUACAUCCUGCUCGAGUGCUCUAAGGAUGACUUUAUCAACAUCACCAGUCUAUCCUUUGCCAAGAACUUGUUGAGCUUUGAAUGAAAAGAAAGAACAAUCUGUGUAAGUAUCGAAGACUUUCAUUACACGAGGGUUGAAUUAGUGAGGCGUCAAGUUCAUUGAAGAAAUGCUAUUUGAAAAAUAUUUUCCUACAACGGAUAAACAAGCGCUCAUUCUACUACUAUAAUAAAAUACUGCAAAUCUACAUCUACUUCAUGAUCAUUUAUUACAGUAACUGAAUGUUGUCCUAAAUUCAAUAACAACGCUUAACGAAUUCGUCGAAAUGCUAACUGUUGGAUGUGGGUGUGUUCUUUUUACCGAUACCCACGCUGACACCCACAUCCAAACUGUAAAUAUCCUGAAAAAAAGUCGAAUUACUAGCCUAUGAUUGUUGAGAUAAACUAUUUUUCUGAACCACAAUAUCAUGGUUCGUUCCGUAGCAGAGAAAAAAAAACUGACUUUCGAAUUUCAACUAAGUAGAAACUUGAUAUAGUAAGAGUUCUGAAUAAAAUUUCAGAUCAUUUGUCUGUUUGCAUUUUUAAAUCAAGAAUAUUGAAUAAUUGUAUCUUAGAAUUGGAAUUUUAAAGCUGAAAUUUGAAAAUCAUUUGUCCAUCUGUUUCUGAGUAGCAUCACUGCAUGAUACUUGAUAAAAAUAUAUUAUCUCAAUGAGAAUUUUUCAACAUAUACAAUCUACUAUCUUGUUUAUAUGAUAUACUUUUUCUUCCUUUUAUCUUUCGAUGUUUGAAUUUUUUCAUUCAGAAAAAACAAAAAUGAUAUGUUAGUCGUUUUUCGUUAGCUCAAUGGUAAGAGCACUGGUCCGGUUAACCACCUAUCAUAUCUUGGGUUCGAUUCCAGAACGAAGCAUAUCAUUUUGUUUUUCUGAAUGAAAAAUUCAAACAUCGAAAGAUAAAAGGAAGAAAAAGUAUAUCAUAUAAACAUGUAUUACUCCUUUCUAAUAUCUAAUCUACUAUCUUGAACAGUUGUGUGCCGACCAUUGUUAAUCGAUCUGUAUUAUUUGCUUGUCGUUAUUAUCAACUAAAAUCGAAGUAUUAGUAUUCGACAUCAAUACUGGAAGAUACAAAAAUACUUAGUUGAUUGUGCUUCAUUUUUUUAAAAUUAAUAUCAAAAUUUAUUUUUAGUACAUCCAUUUUACAUGUGUCGGAAAAAUGAAAUAUUUACUUGUUUAGUUGCAUUAGUUAUUCGUAAUUUAUGUCAAUUUUAUGAAAAUAGUUUUGGCACUGCAACUCUUCGUGAAAAACUACAAACAUCACUUGAAGAAAUUAUUAAUUCUAUGUGA